CCACUUGCACUCGUGUUCCCAGCUCCAGCUCCAGCAGCAGCGGCGGGGAAUGCUGGCGUGUGUUCACUAGCCGGGGCCACAGCGCGUUGUGUUCACACACAGGGGGCGGCAGUGGCAGCGAUGCGGCCGGGACAACAGCGGCUGGCGGACCCGCUCUGCCAACGCUCCCCGCCGGGCUACUGCCCGAUCCUCUCCCUCUCCCUCAUCCUCCUCUCCCUCCUCACCCUCUCCGCCGCUCACCAGCCCGACCACCCCGGCCACCCGCACCGCCGCGACCAGGCUCACAGUCAGGGUCAGGCCACCAGUCAGCUGGAGCAGCAGCUGAGAUCUGCGGCCAACAUCAUCGAGCUGAUGGACAUCUUCUACCCUGAGUAUCGCCGCAUCCAGGAGUGUCUGCAGAGGAGAUCCACCAUGGCCAAGCACGCCCGCAGGGAGGCGGAGGAGGAGCAGGAGGAGGAGGAGGAGUGGACAGAGGCAGCUGCCUUCACCGUUCUGUGGAGAGAGGAGGACCUAAGAAAUAUUGAACUUGAAUGGGAAAGGACUCAGUGUAAGCCUAGAGAAGUGUGCUUGGAUUUGGGGAGAGAGCUUGGGACUGCAACAAACAAGUUCUACAAACCUCCGUGUGUGUCUGUCCACAGAUGUGGAGGCUGCUGCAACAAUGAAGGAUUCCAGUGCAUCAACGUCAGCACAGCCUUCGUGAGUAAAACUCUGAUGGAGAUCACUAUUCCACAGGUUGGCCUGUCCAGGCCCGUGGUCAUUAGCUUCAUCAACCACACAGCAUGCGGCUGCCACCCCAGGCACAUCUUCAGCCAAUCGCACUCCAUCAUCAGGAGGUCCUUCCACGUCUCCCCAACCAGUUGCGUUAUGGGGAACGAGACGUGUCCGCACGGGCACCGCUGGGACCCCCAUCACUGCAGAUGUGUCAGUGUGCAUGAGGUCUCUACUCCCCCCACCAGCACGGCAGAACCAGAUGUGACUGAGGGUGAGUUCGAUGACUUCUGUGGCCCCUACAUGGUGUUUGAUGAAGACUCCUGCAACUGUGUGUGUACCAACUGGCCCUCCAGCUGUCACCACAGCAAGGAGUUUGACGAGAACACGUGUAGAUGCGUCUGCGUCAACAGGCAACACCGCGGCUUGUGUCGGGAGGAGGAGCAGGAGGAGUGGGACGAUGAUGCGUGCCAGUGUGUGUGCAGGAAGAGCUGCCCCAGGCACCUGCCUCUCAACACCAACACCUGUACCUGUGAAUGCUCAGAGUCGCCAGAGUCGUGCUUCCGAAGAGGCAAGAAGUUUGACCCAUACACCUGCAGGUGCUACAGGUUACCUUGUCGCAGCCAGGUGAGGCAGUGCCAGCCAGGUCUUUACUUCAGCCACUUUGUCUGCAGCUGCCUGCCCCUGUACAUGAAGGAAUACCAGACUGAAGACUGACACACACUCUGCUUUCUGCCUUGCUUUGUCCGUGAAGGCAUUCACCUUCUCCAGCCUGCAGCACUUACAAAGUACUUUUCAUUUUGGAUUCUACACAAUCUAGUGGGUAUGUGGAGCACUCAGGCGUGCCAAUGAGACCGCGUGAAGAGAUGGGCGCCGGUCCUCAUUGUCUGAACAGGUUUGGCUCAUUCUUGGAACGCACAGAAUGAGUGGGUGUGAUUACCAGCGUCAUAAUCACGGCAGGAUACAUAUUAUAGUUUGUACUAAAUCAUUAACUUCACUGCACAAUCAGAAUGAAUCAUGGACGUUUGGUGAUGGCCGGGUCUUGGCAGGAACUGCAUUACUUUAUCCAAAGCAAUGCUUUUAUUGACACCAGGAGAUACUGCUGGAAAUGAAUCCAGACGUUUCAGAAUAGAUCAUUGUUUGUACAUCUUAAACUGAUUUUAUGCCACUAUGGAUGAGCAAAAUAGCUUAAGCAAUAUGACUUUGUCAGUUGAAAACCAAAAGAAAAAUUGCAGCCUUGUUUUUCACAAAAUAUUUUUAUAAUCUAAAAUAUAUAAAUUGCAAUGUAAGUUAACUGUUGUGGACGGGAGGAGUGAUGGGUUUUUCCACAAAGAGCUUGUGUGUACUUGUGGAUGCGGUGCUGGCUCGAAGGGCCGAAUGACCUACUCCUGCUCCUAUUGUCUAUUGAUGGAACAAGUAAAGGUGGAGGAGACUGAGGAACAAACGGGACAAUCAUGAGCUGGGCAAGUUAUCCCACUCAGCAUGAGAGGCAUCAACUAUAUUUGGCUCCAGCUAUCAAGUACUUCUAGAGUGGGACAGACACAGAGUGUUGGAGUAACUCAGCGGGACAGGCAGCAUCUCUGGAGAGAAGGAAUGGGUGACGUUUCGGGUCGAGACCCUUCUUCAGACUUCUAGAGUGGGAAUGGGAGAUGCACUUAAAUGGUCAAUGUACAGAAUCUAUAAAAUGCUACAAUCCCUCGAGCGAUAGAACCAAGCCCGCUGGUGUAGCUCAGUUUACUCGUUCAACAGAUGACACUUAACCAAACAAUGGCCUGAGCCCUUAAUGCAUUUGCUUACAGCCAUGUACCAUAUCUAUACACAACUAAACCUCUGAUCUUGUUA
Messenger RNA from Amblyraja radiata (thorny skate), 2550 nucleotides. Its product is annotated as vascular endothelial growth factor C-like. NCBI's taxonomy places the organism in Eukaryota, Metazoa, Chordata, Chondrichthyes, Rajiformes, Rajidae. The record is from RefSeq and is a predicted model, not a curated record. Gene Ontology annotation, molecular function: vascular endothelial growth factor receptor 3 binding; growth factor activity; chemoattractant activity. Gene Ontology annotation, biological process: positive regulation of mast cell chemotaxis; vascular endothelial growth factor signaling pathway; induction of positive chemotaxis. The transcript has 7 exons. Bases 121 to 1425 code for a protein of 434 amino acids. Gene Ontology annotation, cellular component: membrane.